Halichondria panicea is the source of this 2641-nucleotide messenger RNA. Its product is annotated as conserved oligomeric Golgi complex subunit 5-like. Gene Ontology annotation, cellular component: COG complex. The transcript has 19 exons. Gene Ontology annotation, biological process: intra-Golgi vesicle-mediated transport. The record is from RefSeq and is a predicted model, not a curated record. Bases 125 to 2506 code for a protein of 793 amino acids. Lineage: Eukaryota; Metazoa; Porifera; Demospongiae; Suberitida; Halichondriidae.
AUUAGUUAGAAUUCGUAGGGUGUGUUGUGGUUAAAUUUAAUUUCUGUUCUUGAUGAGUGAUUUUUUUCCUGCCCACACCGUACCCACUGAGCAGCACAUGGCCUUGUUGUGAGUUGUUUGAAUCAUGGAGAGUGUUCUAUCAGACGCUUCCCUGAAGCCUCUGGUCCGAGAGGACUUUGACCCCAAGUCAUUUGCGGCCCAGACCAUGCAGUCGCAGAUGGUGGGGGAGAUGAUCGGGAAAUUGGCCGAGGGAAUCGGAUCACUAGACAAAGAGCUGUAUUCUCAAGUGGUGACUAACUAUGAAGACCUUCUGUCCCAGGCCACGGGGAUAGAGGCGUUGCAGAGUGUGCUCAAAAUGAUGCAGACUCGGAUAGAGUCACUGAGAAGUGCAGUGGACAGAAUCAGCUCCAAAGUUAUUGAUCCCUAUCAGAAGAUUGUCACCAGGACUGCUCAACUAGCUAGGCUACAGGCUGCAUGUGACCUACUGCGUAAGGUGAUACGAAUGCUCUACCUGAUCAAGAGGCUACGCUCACAGAUGCAGGGAGGCACAAGAGAAAUCACUAAAGUUGCUCAAACCUUCUCCGAAAUUGACCAGUUGACAAGUGAUGGAGACCUUGCUGGAGUGGGUGUGGUCGAGGAUGAGAGGGCGUGGCUAGGACGAGCACGUAGGGAGGUGGAGUCUCAGGGCAAGAGGAUGUUACUACAAGGACUCGAAUUACUAAACCCGACCCAGGUGGGUGUGUCCCUACAAGUGUUCUACAACCUGGGGCAACUGUCUCCGUCACUCAGCUCAGUGCUUGCUGGGUUCAGAGAAGCUCUGCAACACGAGAGCCAGACUGCAUUAGACCCAGCUACUCUCACUCAAGGGCUGGAGGGUGGUGGUCCCGGUCGCUCCACCCUCCCCACCCUCGGCAGUGCUGCCACUUGGAAGGCUUCCCUUUGGACGAGGCUGGAGAGACUCGUGAACGAAAUCAUCAAGAUAUACAAACAGGUCCACCAGCUACACGUGGUACUGAUCAAGAAGAGAGACCCUCUCACUCAGUCUUCCUUCCUGGACACCAUUAGCCAGAGCCCAGUCCACCACCUCCUCACUCACUUCUGGGAGGCAGUAGCUGAAGACCUUGCCGUUGAGUUUGCAGCAGCUGCUCAAGCCUCCACUCACCUCCGACAGACGUUUGAGAGUGACUAUCCCAAACUGGUGCGAGUGUUCUCAGACCUCCUCUCUCAACUGGAGGUGCUGGCAGUGACUGACAGUAGACAGUCCCUCUACGUUCAACCAGCCCUUGCACACGACAAGUCACACGAGAGCUCCAGUUACGAGGCUGCUCUACUAAAAGCCCUCUCACCAUUUGAGAAGGCAUACAUCUCGCGGUCACAAGGUCGUCUCCUGGACUCUGUGAACCAGCUGUUUGGCCCCACCUCUCGAGGGGGCCUGCCGAGGGAAGAGGAGGUGCUCAGAGCCGUCAAGACAUUCUCCAGUGAGCUAGCUACAGCCGGUGGUAGCGGUCCCUUAGCAACCAUCAUCUCUAAGAACGUGGACAAGGCCAUUCGACUGUUCAGCAUGAAGUGUGACGAAAUGGUUGCCACAGGGAAAGAAGCCCUUCAAAUAUCCGGCCCUCCCAACUACGCCCAGCUGAAGAACAUCUCAGUCGUCAACACUCUGCACCUCUUCCAGACCAUUGUCAAUCAGCAAGUGUUGGCCCUGUCCAGUCUACGCCAGGUAUCUCGCUCAAUCAUCACCGGCAGUGUGGGGGGUAUCCAGAGUGCUCUGCAGGGGGUCCUGGAGCCCUUUGUGGGGGAGGUGGGCACCACACUCGGACGUAUGGUGGAGAGUAUGCACUCUGAGAGCUAUGCAGGUGAAGUGAGACAAGAGCUCAUGACAGGCACUCCCGAUGCUCCUUGCUCCGGAUUCAUGAGGGAAAUGCAGUCCUUCACUGGUCGAAUCCAUACCCAACAUUUGAGCAAGUUUCAUUGCAAAGAAGAGCUCUCUCAGCAACUACAGAGUGUGUGUGAGGGUGUACUGGAGACGUAUGUGUGUCAUGUGUGUUUGCUCCGCCCACUGGAGGAGGCGGGUAAAAUGAAAGUGACGACGGACAUGGCACAGAUCGAACUAGCGUUGGCCCCGUUUUGUCAGAGACUGUCUGGCUUAGGACUGCCAUACAGGAAACUGAGAGCUCUCAGGCGUCUGUUGUUUGCUUCACCCGAUCAGUUGCUGAGUGAGGAGGGUGGUAUCGUGGGGGAGCCCCUCCCACACAGCCUCGUACUCAACUUUCUCUUUUCUGGAGCACCCUCAGAGCUCAAGUCUCCACACCAGGUUCAGGGAUGGUCUGAGAAGGAGUACUGUGACUGGAUGGAGAGUCAUUGCUCUGAGAGUGAGAGGCUGCCUUUCAUUCAGGCAACAUUGGACGCCUACGCUAACCGUAUGAAGUCACAAGACCACACCCACACCACUCCCGUAUACUCAAUCAUGGUGGAACUACUCAGGAGAGGAUUUGAAGCACUCUAGUAAUAAUACUAUAUAAUUAUGCAGAAUGAUAUUUCUGAAUUUAUAGCUUAUUAAAGAUCUAUAUAUUAUAGCAAAGUAUUUUUACUUUAUAAUAAUUAUAGCAUGAUCUCUUGUGAAAAAAACUUGUUAAAGGGA